Morchella importuna is the source of this 795-nucleotide messenger RNA. RefSeq lists its product as uncharacterized. The coding region runs from base 1 to 795 and encodes 264 amino acids. The transcript has 3 exons. The record is from RefSeq and is a predicted model, not a curated record. Lineage: Eukaryota; Fungi; Ascomycota; Pezizomycetes; Pezizales; Morchellaceae.
AUGGAGAUGGACGGGAACGAUUUAACGACUAUCAGCCGUGGGGCACUCGAUGUCCCUAAAGACACCCACAUGGAGGCACUCGAAGACUUACCGAUAGUCCCGAAAGAUACUUGUACCGACUUUAUCCCCACGGAGACCGAUAUAAGCCUACAAGCUAUUGGCAAUUUGCUCAAACUACUUCAGGAUUUGAAACUCGAGGGGAUUGACAGUAUUGAAAAGCAAAGAGGAACUACCCAGCGGACUGCCGGACGAAUUGAAAUUGGCGGCACCUCACAGCCGCAGAAAGGUCCCCUUUUCCUUGAAGACCUAGAACGCCGGAUCCUUCUCGUCAGAGCAUGUAUCGACCAAGUCGAUGAUUUUAUCAAGGAUUUCAAAAUGAGCCAUUUGAAUAAAACACACCGAAUUUUCCAACAAGGCCAGCUUCGACCGACGGCGACCGAUCAUAAUCAACAUGACGAUACAGAGGGGAGCGACAUAUGCCCAAUACAAAAGAAAAGGCUAUCAUUUGUCUCCAGCCCUGAUAAUAAACCCAAUUCCCGACUGACCACGGCGGAGUUGGCUCCGCAACCAGGUAGGCAAAGCGAGCAGAAGGUCAUGGAGCGAUGGGCGGAUUUAGCGGAGAUAGACCGAGCUAUAAAAGAAAAAGGAGACGGGUGGAAUGGCGAUCUGGAGCCGGAGAUGGAGGCAAAAAUAAGGGAAAUGGAGGAUGCCGUCGAAGAUUUGAAUGAUGUGGUAGAAGAAUUAUCAGAUUGCUUCAAGGAGCUAAUGAGCAUAAUGGCCGAAGAGGAUGAAUAA